Micropterus salmoides (largemouth bass) is the source of this 2779-nucleotide messenger RNA. It is a transcript of the gene prkacbb, whose product is annotated as protein kinase, cAMP-dependent, catalytic, beta b. The transcript is spliced from 10 exons. Gene Ontology annotation, biological process: peptidyl-serine phosphorylation. The record is from RefSeq and is a predicted model, not a curated record. Lineage: Eukaryota; Metazoa; Chordata; Actinopteri; Centrarchiformes; Centrarchidae. Gene Ontology annotation, molecular function: ATP binding; cAMP-dependent protein kinase activity. Bases 299 to 1354 code for a protein of 351 amino acids. Gene Ontology annotation, cellular component: nucleus; cAMP-dependent protein kinase complex.
GGGGGGAGCAGACUAGUCCGAAACAGAAGUGACCGCUAGCUUCAUGUCAACCACACAGACUGAACUAGCAGCAAGAGCGGAAAUCUUUCACAGGGAAGAAGGAGAGGGGACGACAGAGGGAGAGUGAGGGGGCCCCGCUGGAAGGGAUACUGGAGUUCAUCCCCUCACGUUUGAAGCGACUAAAAAUUUGCAUCCAUUUGGGUUUACCUAUUUUAAGGAGCUCGGAGAUAUUCGUAGGAAGGUUAGCUAGCCACCGCCAUCUCUUCUCAGUCGGAGCGACCGCCGUGUCUUCCACGCCAUGGGGAACGCUGCCACCGCCAAGAAGGGCAACGAGCUAGAGAGCGUGAAAGAGUUUCUAGCCAAAGCCAAAGAAGAUUUCUUACGGAAAUGGGAAUGCCCACCACAGAGCACGACGUGCCUAGAUGACUUUGAAAGAUUAAAGACCCUGGGUACCGGCUCAUUUGGAAGAGUCAUGCUGGUGAAACACAAAGGAACAGAGCAAUACUUUGCCAUGAAAAUACUGGACAAGCAGAAGGUGGUGAAACUCAAGCAAAUAGAACACACAUUAAAUGAGAAGAGGAUAUUACAGGCUGUGAGCUUCCCCUUUCUCGUCAAACUUGAAUAUGCUUUUAAGGACAAUUCAAAUUUGUACAUGGUGAUGGAGUAUGUUCCAGGAGGAGAGAUGUUCUCACACCUAAGACGAAUUGGAAGGUUCAGUGAACCACAUGCACGCUUUUACGCCGCCCAGAUAGUGCUGACAUUUGAGUACCUCCAUUCACUAGAUCUCAUAUACAGAGAUCUGAAACCUGAGAACCUUCUCAUUGACCACCACGGCUACAUUCAGGUGACAGACUUUGGAUUUGCCAAGCGGGUAAAAGGCAGGACCUGGACAUUGUGUGGGACACCAGAGUACCUGGCGCCAGAAAUCAUUCUCAGCAAAGGCUAUAACAAAGCUGUAGACUGGUGGGCCCUCGGAGUCCUCAUCUAUGAAAUGGCAGCUGGCUACCCUCCAUUCUUUGCAGAUCAACCUAUUCAGAUCUAUGAGAAGAUCGUGUCUGGGAAGGUACGAUUCCCCUCCCACUUCAGCUCCGACUUGAAGGAUCUGUUGAGAAACCUGCUGCAGGUGGAUCUGACCAAACGUUAUGGCAACCUGAAGAACGGAGUCAAUGACAUAAAGGGCCACAAAUGGUUUGCCACAACAGACUGGAUCGCAAUCUACGAGAGAAAGGUGGAAGCCCCGUUCAUACCAAAGUGCAGAGGCCCAGGGGACACCAGCAACUUCGACGACUAUGAGGAGGAGGAAAUCCGUGUUUCUUUAACGGAAAAAUGCGCAAAGGAGUUUGCAGAGUUUUAGGAUGCGAGAACAUGAAUAUAUCAGGGAAAUAAGAGGAUCUUUGCACUCUUCUAAAGACUUGGGAUGGAGCAGAGACCGUUUUUCAGAUCUACUACAUAGUCCCUUCAUUCCAUAAGGCUGAAUGAGGUCGCCAUGAUCCUUGGGUGCCGAUAACCUCUCACUGUCAUGUACACCUGCGUAUAAAGCAGACACACCACUUUUUCUUUUUAUGUUCUUUUUUUGUACCUACCCACUGGUUUUUUUUUUUUGUUUGUUUUUUUACUUUGAAGCAGUUAGUCUUGGAUGUUGUGAUCCCCUUUUUAAAUGUGAUAUUUUUCAAUUUACAAGGAGAAACUGAGACAAUGGCCAGUAAUAGUCCACAUAUUGUAACUGACUUGUCUAUGGCAGUUUGACACACUGUUGUGUGGGUUGUAGACUAUUCCCUGUCGUCAGCGGUGUAUAUUUAAUGGUCUGUUACAAGUCCACAUCACAUUGGCUAUUGUAAAAAAAAAAAAAAAAUAAAAUCUGGCCAGCUUCCAGAGGUAGCAUUCGUCAUAUGUGCAUAACUGUCAAUUUUGUAAGACAUUUGAACACGCUCAGUGUUGAAAGAAUGACCAAAUAGAAAAUGCUGGGUGACACAAGAAGAGAGGUCCUUUCCUUUCUUUGCUUUUUGCCUAGAGAGCCAAACCCUAGGACCCCCUCACAGAAGCAUCCAUUCACUGUCUUCUCGGUGUUCUGACCCAGGCACAGCAAGCCAUCGCAGAAAAAGACAAACCUUGUGACAUUAGUAAAAUGCAAAUUGAGUUGUUUGUUUGAUCCUUUUUGGAUCUGUUAGUUACAUGUAAAAUUUGUCAUUUGGUAUCUUUCUAUUUUUGUCUAACAUUAUAGUCAUAUUGUCCCUAGAUUUCAGGUCUGCUUAUAAAGACCCUUUCUUAUGAGUCUGUGGAACAAUGUGACCUCAGUAAAAGGAGAAUAAUGAGGUGAAAUCCUUUUUAGGAUUUUUAUCAAGUGUAAUGUUAAGUUGAGAAGGUCAGUGUGACUAGUGUUGGAGUACCUCAACAUUGUUAGUGAAACCUUUAAAAAAAAAAAAAAAAAAGUACAGAAUUUAUUAUGUAUUAAAUCAAAAGAUGUUAUGAAAUCUUGAGAAACAGGAAAGCAAAACUGCAUAUUUACGGUAUUCUCCCUGUUACCACCCCCUAAACUGAUUUUUUUUGUUUCAUUCUUAUCCAAGAAUGUAGAUUUGCAACUUAUAGGUAUGCAUAUUUGAAAGCUUGAUUUGAAGGUACAGUUUUCCUCACAUACACUGGCUAAAAUAAAGACUGCUCCUUUGUACCACAUGUAAUCCUGUUAUUGUUAAACUCAUUACAUCAUACGUAUAUACAUUGUUUCAUAUAUGUUUUUAUUUAUACACAUUAGAGAUGCUAAUAAAUUUUAUUUUUAAAAGUG